AUGUCGAUCCACUUGGCAAAAAGCUUUCGUCUUCCUUCGGUGCAACACAUCUCCGUACAUUGCUGGAGCCCGGAUGGCUUGCUGCUGGCCCUUUCUCCAAACAGCAAUGAACUCAUGAUUUUCCAACAGCUGUCCUCUGGAUCGUGGAGCCUCCUCCAUUCGCUUGCUAUACAUACGCAGAAAAUCACCGGUUUAGAUUGGUCAUCGAUUGCUGCACCAAAUGGCGAUGUCAUCCAUCGGAUUGUCUCGUGCAGCGAAGAUAGAAAUGCGUACGUUUGGACCUUCCCAUCCUCAAACUUAAAUUCUAUCAAGUACGAAUUGGUGAUCUUGAAAAUCGAAGCAGGAGCAACCAUAGUCCGCUGGUCCCCUUCUGGAAUGAAGUUUGCCAUAGGAAGCGUGUCAUCAAAAACACCGCUUUCAAUAUGCCAUUAUGAUGCCGAUGCUCGCUGGUGGACGUCUCGCCCCAUUGCUACGGAGGAUGUCAAUGGCUUAGAUUCUGGGAUUUUGGCAUUGUGUUGGCAUCCUUCCAGUGUUUUGAUUUCUAUCGGCACGAUUAGCUCAGCAAUUUUUGUUCUCUCUGCCUUUGUAAAGGGAAUAGAUUCAAAGUUUAUAGCCUUUGAGGAUCAGCGAUUAGCGCCCUCCACUGGCGAAGCGAAAAAGAAGAGCUCAUCAUCCUUGGCUUUCAGUAAAUUCAAAUCGCUGGUGCUUACGGGCCAGAAAUUCAAAGAUGGUGACGAGGAAGAUGGCGUGGCACUUGAGGACUCCUCCGGUAAUUAUCCUAAAUCAACGAUCAGGUUUGUCAAUAGCAAUUUCCUCCCUUAUAGUGAGUUGCGAUCUACCGAUGUAGCAUCCAAGAUGCAAUUCUCCUCGUCUUCGUUUGACGGGAUUUUGUCUCUAUGGAAUAUACAGGAAUCGGCAAAUAUGACAGCAAAACAAAUAGCCGUGUCGAAGGAGGAUCUUUCCCAGCUGAAGCUUUAA
Molecule: messenger RNA, 978 nt
Organism: Mitosporidium daphniae
Lineage: Eukaryota; Fungi; Microsporidia
Exons: 2
Coding region: 1-978 (325 amino acids)
Biological process (GO): Arp2/3 complex-mediated actin nucleation
Cellular component (GO): Arp2/3 protein complex; actin cytoskeleton
Molecular function (GO): actin filament binding
Source: RefSeq, a predicted model, not a curated record